UUCACACAGAAACUGCUUUCAAACGUGCGUCAAAUCGAAACAUUUUUAAACUUUUCCAACUUUUUUACUGAUACUCACGAAUUACAUAAAAUAUGGCUGGUCUAGUGGCAAAAACCAAAGCUUUAAUAACCACCGCUAAGGCUCAGGCUCGUCCGAUGUUUGAUGAGUUCAUGCGUUAUGCCAAGGUGGAGCUGGCGCCGCCAACUCCCGCAGACUUCAAAGAGCUGCGUGGCGCAGCCGAGAAGGCCAAGAAGGCUAAAGGUGGCCUGGGCAAGAAGACCGUCUCAGAGGUCUGGCUAGGCGCCUUGGUCUCUUUCGAGGUGAUCAGCUGGUUCUUCAUGGGCGAGGUCAUUGGACGUCGUCACUUUGUUGGCUACAAAGUCUAAGUGAAAUGGAACUACACCAUGUCAUCGUGUUUCAUUAAUUCGUUACAUUACACAUAUAUAUUUCAAUUGUCUCAAGCAUCAAAUAAAACUGCAGCAUUCACGGAUCAUAGGUU
Molecule: messenger RNA, 499 nt
Organism: Drosophila arizonae
Lineage: Eukaryota; Metazoa; Arthropoda; Insecta; Diptera; Drosophilidae
Gene: ATPsynGL
Product: ATP synthase, subunit G-like
Biological process (GO): proton motive force-driven ATP synthesis
Molecular function (GO): proton transmembrane transporter activity
Source: RefSeq, a predicted model, not a curated record